Molecule: messenger RNA, 1007 nt
Organism: Phoenix dactylifera (date palm)
Lineage: Eukaryota; Viridiplantae; Streptophyta; Magnoliopsida; Arecales; Arecaceae
Source: RefSeq, a predicted model, not a curated record
GUCACCGUACUCCGGGGUACGCACUACCCUCUUAUCCUCUCCAUCGCUGCCGCUCCUUCUUCAGCACCCCUCCCACCUAAGCCUCCUCCAAUGCCUCUCUUCAUCUCUAAAAUGGCCGGGAGCGGUCUGUUCACCGCCCGGCACCAUCACCUUCCCAUCCCCCCGCCCUCCCUCUCUUCCUCCUCCGCCCUUUCGAACCCCCUCUCCUUCCCUUCUCCUCGAAGAAGUAUUCACGUCGCGCGGGCGAGGAAGGGCCUCUCGUCCCGCACCCGCCGGCUCGAGAAUCGACGCAAAAAAGGCGCUGCAACCACCACCACCAUGGAGGAGGAGGCGGCGGCGGAGUUGGAGGGGGUGGCCGCUGGAGAGGGGGCUUCUUCUGCUGCUGCUUUUCUGGAGGUCGGCGGAGGAGGGGCUGAGGGGCUUGCCACGCCGUCGCUGCCCAUGCCGGAGCUGCCGGGGGAGGAGCCGGACUUCUGGGAGGGGCCGCAGUGGAACGCCUUCGGCUUCUUCAUCCAAUACCAGUGGGCCUUUGGCAUCGUUUUUGCGCUGAUUGCUUGCGGGAUUUCUGUUGCUACAUACAAUGAGGGGGCAACAGAUUUCAGGCAAACCCCUGUUUAUAAGGAGUCAAUUCAGUCGCAAGAGCUCUUAGAGGAGCCAGAGGCAUCAAACUCUGAUGUGUUUGAGGGAAAUCCAACUGAGGUGGCCCCAAGUUUGGACUAGCAUUGUCGUAGUGGGUAGGGCUCAUGCCAUCCGAUCAUUUUGUUGGAAACCUAGGAUUAUGCAAUCCAAGACACAGCUGGAAUUCCGUGAAGCAUUUGCCAUCAACAGUAUGCAAUAUCGCUUGUGUACUGUGUGAUACUCAUUUCUUCGAUGAGUUUGUAAAUUAGUGGCUGUGAGCGUAAUAAAGAAUGAGCUCUUAAAAUGCCCUCAAGAUCGAUAUUCUAUAUUUUCUCCAUGGGGCAGAACUAAUCUUAAACAGUAUAAAAUUCUAUUUCCUUGACUUGUUG